Daphnia pulicaria is the source of this 1937-nucleotide messenger RNA. RefSeq lists its product as uncharacterized. The record is from RefSeq and is a predicted model, not a curated record. The coding region runs from base 14 to 1717 and encodes 567 amino acids. The transcript has 5 exons. Lineage: Eukaryota; Metazoa; Arthropoda; Branchiopoda; Diplostraca; Daphniidae.
ACCAAUUGUCAAUAUGGAAUCCCAACUACGUCUUAAGGGCCCUGAAAAUGAUGAAGGAAUCCUUCAAAUGGAUGGCUUUGGCCAAGAGCAACGUGCGAAAGCUGGAUUGUAUGAUGAAGCUAUAGCGGCCAACAAAGAGUAUUGUGCUGCGUUGAUUAAGUUCCGAGAAGAACUUAUUGAGAGAAAAUCGCUGUUAGAAAAACGUCAUCGCUUAUUGAAAGAAGAGAUUUGGCGUCUGAAAACAAAUGCUGGGGAAAAGACAAGAAAGGGAGAUGUCAUGAAACGACUGAGCUUUUCUAAUUUUGGAUAUCCUUAUUUUAAGGAUAAGGAUGGUAAACCUCUACCAGUAUACGAAGAAGCUCUACGUUUGAACAAAAUUCUUCGUUUUGAGCCAUCUUUCUACACCCCUAAGCCGAAAAUGCUUCCAAAACAAGAAGAAAAAUUGAACGAAGUCCUCUUGAGGCAUUUAAUACGAAUCGCCUUUAACAAACUGACAACUGAAAGAGAGAACGUGAGGGUUAUUUUGACGGAGAAGGCGGCUAAAGGGUUCCCGCACAAAACUUUAUCAAACAAACUUGAAAGUAUUGAUAAACAGAUCAAAGAAGUAAAUGUGAACCCCAAAAAAUGGUUUAAAGAUUCAGUUGUGUUUAAUCUAAUCGACUGGAAGGAGAUCGCCUCGGAGGUGUUCCCACAUCAAAUUGGCUACGAUGGAGUGUUCGUUAGGAGAUGGUGGAUGGUGAAACUAGAUCCUAGCUUCGCGAGGGGUCAACUUACGGCCAAGGAAAUCAAGUGCUUAAAGAAAAUUACUAAGGAUAGCCCUGAAGGGUUUAUGGACUUUCAAGCCAUAGCGACACAAAUGUCUACGGAGUUAAAAGUAAGAAAACGACAUGUUUUUCAACUUUUCCAAUUCUACCAGACGAAGUUGAACGGAAAUAACCGGAAAUUUGGUUGGACUAAGGCGGAAGAGGAACGUUUGCGUGUUCAAUAUCAGGAAAAAAGCACGGAUCACAACACCCCCAAGAGGCAAGAAAUAUGGAAUACCAUUCGCCCAGCCUUUCCUGGGAGGUCUGUCUCUCAAAUGGAGGCAAAACUCCGCAGACUUUCCCCAACACCUGCCAAGUCACCGUCCAGAUGUCUUCCCUAUGCAAUCAAAUCAGUUGUAACCCCGUCGAAAACACCACGUGGGCGUCCGAAAAAGCCCGAAAAGUCAGCUUUGCAUCUGCAGAUCGCCAAGUUGUGCUCUCUCUACAAAUCCAUCCAUCGGGGAAACCGCCGUAAAACAUCGCUCCCAGGCGACGGACGUCGUAAUGGAUUGAUAUUAAGUGCCAUCCAACGACUGUUGCCAUUGAAAACCGAUCAAUGGAAAAUCCCCCGCGAGGCCAGCGAAUUGGUGGCAGCUGGAGUUGCCGAGAAGGAUCUUGGAGCUGUUGAGGUUAUGCUCAGUCUACCGGAGUCCAAUCUUAAUUCGAAGAUCAGUUUUCCGCCCAAUUUGGCCUCUCUUACUGGUUUAAGAGGACUAAUGAUCAGUCUAGAGAGCACAAGUCAGUCUGUUGAUGUGGAAAUUGAACAAGGAAUCUCUGAGACGGAAGUAAACGAAAUCUGCUGCUUGGGAGAUCCAGAUGAGGAUAAAAAACUGCUGUUUGCACUUGAUAAGUGCUUUGGAUCAUGGACCAGACCGUUUCUGGAUAUCGAGGCUCCUGUCGAUGAAAAGAAGUGAAGAGACCAAGAAUAGAUUCUAAGGCUUUGAUUAAGUCUGGUCAAAUAGCAGCCCGCGAAGGACGCGACUCGUAUUUUGUAUAAAUUUUCGUAUGUAUUUACGUCUGUAAAUUUGUUUCUUUUUCAAAAUUCUUGGAACUGAUAACUGUUUUCGUAAUUUUAGAAACCCUUGUCUAGUGCAUGGUCAAAAUUGAUUUCUUGAACAUAAAAAUUUGAUUUUU